This is a messenger RNA of Thermothielavioides terrestris NRRL 8126, 1192 nucleotides long. RefSeq lists its product as uncharacterized. The transcript is spliced from 4 exons. Gene Ontology annotation, biological process: lipid metabolic process. NCBI's taxonomy places the organism in Eukaryota, Fungi, Ascomycota, Sordariomycetes, Sordariales, Chaetomiaceae. Gene Ontology annotation, molecular function: phosphoric diester hydrolase activity. The record is from RefSeq and is a predicted model, not a curated record. The coding region runs from base 204 to 1103 and encodes 299 amino acids.
GGCACCGUCAAAAAUGUCGAUAUCCCUCGACAAGUGGUGCUGCUGCCGAACGUCUGUCUCAGCCUUGACAGACAAUAUCGAGAGCAGAGAGAGCAGAGCGCCGCUCGUUUCGUCAAUUCCAAGAUUUGCUGUGCACCUGGAGUUGCACUUCUAGCGUAUCAUUCCGUAUCAUUCACUCUUUGGACUACGCCCCCAGUCCACACAUGUCGGCCGAACUGACGCCGCUGCUCUCCGGGACGGAGCACCGCGACGCGGCAGCUACCUCGCCCUCCGAUCCCAUCGACCGGGUGCUGGGCGCCGGCGGGGGCCGGCUGCCCCUGAACAUCGGCCACCGGGGGUUCAACGCCGCCUUCCCGGAGAACACCAUGGCCGCGUUCCAGGGCGCUGUGGCCGCCGGCGCACACGCCAUCGAGACGGACCUGCACCUGUCGCGCGAUGGCGUGGUCGUGCUGUCUCAUGACGCCACGCUCAAGCGGUGCUACGGCACGCCCGAGCGGAUCGCCGACUGCGACUGGGCGCACCUGCGCACGCUGCGCACCCUGCGCGAGCCGCGCCAGCCCAUGGCGCGCCUCGUCGACCUGCUCACCUGGCUGGCCUCCGGGGAGGAGGAGGAGGAGGGGAAGGAGGGGAAGGCGUCGUCGUCGUCGUUGUCGUCCGUCUGGGUGCUGCUCGAUGUCAAGAUGGACGACGACCCGGCCGAGCUGUACGGCGCCAUCGCCCGCGUCAUCGACAGCGUCGCCGUGCCGGCUGGCACGCGGCCGUGGAAGGAGAGGAUCGUUGUUGGGGGUUGGAAUGAACACUUCCUCCACCACGCGCGCGAGCACCUGCCCGGCUACGCGCUCGCCUACACCGGCGGCUCGCUGCUGUAUGCCGCCCGGUUCCUGUCCGACGCCCACCCGGACGUGCACUUCAACCUGCGGCAGCAGACGCUGGUCGGCCCCGUCGGCGCCGCCUUCCGCCGCGCGGUGCGCAAGAGGGGGAGGAAGCUGUUCGUCUGGACCGUCAACGAGCCCCUGUGGAUGGAGUGUAAGGCUACUUACUACCACUAUUAUUACUACCCCCCCCUGGCGCAGUUUCGCGGCUGCUGGCUAAGCUCCCCCUGAACCGCUCCAAAUUUGAGCUGACGUGGUUUGAUAACUAGGGUCUAUCAAGAAGGGCGUCGACGGCGUGAUCACGGACCAAGUGGCCCGAU